Molecule: messenger RNA, 2171 nt
Organism: Crotalus tigris (Tiger rattlesnake)
Lineage: Eukaryota; Metazoa; Chordata; Lepidosauria; Squamata; Viperidae
Product: olfactory receptor 1013-like
Exons: 2
Coding region: 189-1124 (311 amino acids)
Biological process (GO): G protein-coupled receptor signaling pathway; sensory perception of smell
Cellular component (GO): membrane
Molecular function (GO): odorant binding; olfactory receptor activity; G protein-coupled receptor activity
Source: RefSeq, a predicted model, not a curated record
GUAUAUAAUUCCAGAACUUACAAGCAAAUUGUUGUAACAUAUCAGAAGUACCAUCAAAAGUCAAAACUGGUCUUGAUGAAGAGACUAGUCUCCAAAUAGAUCCAGCUUGAGUCUAAACAGAGAAGAAAGAAGGAGAAACAAUCUAUCUUUACACUUCCUUAUAUGACUACAGUUAAUCCUAAUAUUUCAUGGAGAAAGAAAAUCACACUACAGUGAUGAAUUUUAUCCUUUUGGGAUUCACAGCCAAUCCAAACCUGCAACUGAUUCUGUUUGUAAUAUUUAUAUUAAUAUAUAUAGCUAGCCUCACAGGGAACAUCACACUAAUGGCACUUAUCUGUAGCAGCCCCAAUCUCCAUUCACCUAUGUAUUUUUUCAUUGGAAACUUAUCUUUCCUGGAUCUCUGGUAUUCCUCUGUCUAUUCCCCUAAGAUCCUGGGAAAUAGCAUCUCUGAAGACAAGCGCAUUUCGUUUGGAGGUUGUGCUACUCAGUUCUUCUUCUCUGCUGGUCUUGCCUACAGUGAAUGCUAUCUUCUUGCAGCCAUGGCCUAUGACCGAUACAUGGCCAUUACAAACCCACUGCUGUAUGCCACUCAUAUGUCCAGAAAGUUAUGCACAGGACUGGUGACACUCUCAUAUCUCAGUGGUUUCAUCAAUGCUACAAUAAUAACUAUCAAAACCUUCACUUUGAGCUUUUGUAAUGGAAACAUAAUUGAUGACUUCUUCUGUGAUCUACCUCCAUUAGUCAAACUUUCUUGUAAUGUGCCUGAGAGCUACCAAUCAGUGCUGUUCUUCAUUCUUGUCUCUAAUGUAAUUAUACCCCUGGCACUUAUUCUUGCCUCAUAUGUCCUCAUCCUGGCAGCCAUCUUGAAGAUACGUUCUACUGAAGGGAGACUGAAGGCCUUCUCAACUUGUGCCUCUCACUUAACAGCUGUCACUUUGUAUUAUGGCUCCAUCCUCUUCAUCUACUCACGCCCAAGUUCCAGCUAUGCUUUGAAGAGAGACAAAGUUGUAUCUGUCUUCUAUACGGUUGUGAUCCCAAUGAUAAAUCCUCUCAUCUAUAGUCUCAGGAAUGAGGAAGUAAAGAAAGCUCUGAAAAAGAAAGCAAUGAAGUGGAAGAUAUCUUAAGUAAAUAUGAAUGAAAAACAUAUGCUUGUACUUUAUUGCCCUGAAAAUAUUAGUAUAGUUUAUGCUGCAUUAACGUAUAGAUUUAUACUCAGGAAAAAAAAUUACAACAUUUUCCUGUAGGAUUUAUUCCUUCUACAUUAAUUGCCUUUUCUUUUAUUUUCUUUUUUUCUUUUCAUUUUUCUGUUUUUCUUUUCUUUUUCAAAUAAGCUGUUCUUGCAUAGAACAAUCCUAUACAUUAAAUAUCCUUUAGCUAGCCUGGAUAAUCUUAACAUUAUUCAGAGAGCUCUGACUUAUCUAAUGUCUUACUGCAUAGUCCAAGUAUGGCAAAAGAAUUGUUUCCAUCUAAUUACAACCCCAACUCUUUUUCAGCACCAGUGUUAACACAACAUGGUACUUCAACAGUAGAUUAAGGGGGCAGGAACACAUUGGAUUUAUAUCUUCUCCUGCGUCAAUUCUCUUCCCCAUUCCCAGCUUGCCUCUUUUUAUUAUUUUCUGAGUAGGGAAUCAACAGACUCAGAAGCUCUUAGAGAGAGUAUCUAAUUUCCUGACCAUCACUCCAUUUUCAAACUCAGGACAUACACACACAUUAUUAUAAUCCUUUUCCCUUCUGCAGUUGUAUAGUUCACUGAUCUUUUAAUUCAGUUUUGGGGACCAGAAAAACACAAGACGGUUAAAUGAUUUAUAAAUGAAGCCUACAUUAAAUAAUUUUGAAUAGAUUUAGUUAAAAAGCUGGUGAAUUGAUGUCAGCUAUGUGAAAAGUGGAGCUGAUAUUUCGAGCCAUAAAUAGGCAAGCUCUGUCAAUCCUCACUUUGGGUCUGUGUGCUCUGUGUCUCUUCAUUGAAAUUCCACUCUGGUCACUCAGAUUUGCACAUGAGGGUUAGUAGCAAAGUCAUGGACCAAUCACAAAGUAUUUCUUACCCAUUUCAUAUUUUUGCUUAUAACUCUGGUUACCAGAGUAAAAUUUAAUUAUUAUUAUAGAAAUGUAUCCAUACUUGUCUUUUAUUUCAGCUAAUAUACUUUUGCAACAGGAUAGGAAUAUAAAUUCAA